This is a messenger RNA of Rotaria socialis, 1572 nucleotides long. The record is from the annotation of a GenBank genome assembly. NCBI's taxonomy places the organism in Eukaryota, Metazoa, Rotifera, Eurotatoria, Philodinida, Philodinidae.
AUGAAUCAAUUUAAUGUAUUAUUAAAUUCAACUGCUUCAUCUCUUUUGUUUUCAAUAAAUCAAUCACUAAAUCGAACAUCAUCGUCAUCAUCGACUAGUCGAAAUACUCUUAUGCGUUAUUUUCAAGUUAUUUACUAUUCUGUAUUAGUGAUUCUUGGUGUUUUUGGAAAUAUAAUAUGUGCGAUCGUCUUUUCUACUAAAUCAUUGAGACGUAUUCGUUCAUCGGCAUAUUUAUUUACUUUGGCAUUAAUUGAUGUUUUUUUUAUCCUCGCUAUUCUACCUGGCACGAUUCAUACAGCAUUCGAUAGUGAUUUAUAUCGUAAAGUUCGUUUCAUUUGCUAUAUUCAAACGUACAUGUCCUUUGUUGCUUCGUUCGUACAUAUAUGGAUGGUGCUUGCGUUUACGGCUGAACGAUUUUUUGCUGUAAAUUUUCCAUUAAAACAUAUGUCACAGUGUACACCAAAUUUAUCACGUAUAGUGAUAUUAAUAAUAAUUAUACCAACAUUUAUAUUUUAUAUUCAUCCUGCAUUUUUUGUACCUGAAGUUGAUAUUGUUGGUCAAUGUCGCGAAAAAGAUGGAUAUAAACGUUAUUUAAAUAACCUUAAUAUGAUCGAUACAAUCAUGACAAUGUUUUUACCGUUUAUUCUUGUAUCAAUAUUAAAUAUACUUAUUAUAAGAAAAUUAUUCUGUUCAAAAGCAUUUCGUCAACAUGCUUUUGCUAAUGGCUCACGUUAUCAAUGUCAACGGAUUUCAGAUGGAAAAAAGAAAGACGACUCAUCACCAUUAAAACGUAGUUCAAUGUCAUUACCACAAAUGCCAAUAGUAUCACAAUCAAAUUCACUAUUCUCACAUCGUUCGCAACGUAUGAUUCGUCCGACUCGUUCAACCGGAACAGAAAAAACAUCAUAUCUAUAUCGAAUCUAUAGUGGCUGUGAAUCAUUAAAUAGAAAUUUAAAUAAUAACGAUCAUAAUGAUAAUAGUUCAAUAAAUCGACGAAUAUUAUCAAUAAAGUCAAAAACAAAACCAAUUCCAUUAUCGAAACGUCAUGAUUCAGUACAUCGGCAUGUAUUAACUGAGUUACGUUUAACAAAAAUGCUCUUAGCUAUAUCAUUAACAUGUCUUUCAUUAAAUUUUCCAUCGUACUAUCUUCGUUUCAUAUUUUUAUAUGAACAGUCAACGCCGAGUUCAUCACAAUCAUCAGAUAAAAAUAAUCUAAACGAAACUGAGUUUGCACUUUAUCGAGGUGUUCUUUUUCAUUGUAUGUCAUAUUUAAGUUAUGCAAUUAAUAUAUUUAUUUAUUUAUUAUUUGGUGGAAAUUUUCGCCGAGCUUUAAAACGUUUAUUUUCAUUUAAAUCAGCACAUUCGGAAAAUUUUGCAACACUAAAUCGAAUAGCAAUGCCCAAUUAUGAAAAACAUAAUGGAAAUAUUGCUGAUUAUAAUUCAAUGACAACGGCAUCAUUCCAAUGUUCACUACGUGACUAUACCGAAUCACUUAAAGCUCGAGAACAAUCAAGUUUACCUCAUCGUUUACAUAAAAAACCAGUCUACAUACGAGUUAACAAGAUACAUUAA